AAGUGCAAACUUAUGAAUGGAGAUGGCCAUUGUACCUUGAGGGAUUCAAACCUAGGUGUCCCCGAUGGGAGAGUAAGUGCUUUAACCUCUAGACCACAGAGAAUGUGUGGAAACAUGGAAGCCAAAAACUGGUCCUGUGUAUUGCUGUAUACGAUCAAACUGUUGGCUGGCUUGUACAGUCAGAGUCACACCCACACAAGUUGACACAUACAUGAAUACAUUUAGCUUGAUUAAAUUUUUUGGGACUCUAUCUUAAGGGGUUGCAGGUUUUUUUUUACGAAUUUGUGCAACUUGCUUGUGGGUAAUAACCAUUUAAACUGUUAUCCACUGAAUUUUAUGUUGUUGGUUAUCACAAAGCGUAAUAUAAUACGAAAAAGUACAGCAGUUUGCAAGGAUUCUCCUUUCCCACACACUGCAUUGCGUGAUGUCACGUUGGGGAGAGAAGUUACCAACCCGCCUUGACAGCAUUGAGAGUGACUAGAGUGACGAGUAGACUACAGUAUACAGAUAGCGCAGAUUGUAGAUAAAUAAAUAGAUAAAGAUAGACUACACAGACAGACAGACUUACAGACAGAUAGAAUAACAUUAGGAUAGAUAGCUAGAUAGGUAAAUAGAUAGAAAUAUAUAGUAAGUUAGGUAGAUCGACAAUGGUGAACUACUGUGUUUGUGCUGGGUGUAAAAACUCCACCCAAACGGGACACAGUGUCCAUGGCUUCCCUAUGAAGGACAAGGCAACUGUCAGACAGUGGGUACAAUUUGUUUGUGUUAGGCGGGCAAAUUUUUCAAUGACCUCCGUCACCACAAACUCGAAGAUCUGCAGCGCACAUUUCAGGGAGGAGGAUUACGACCAAGGAGAUAUCAGGAUGGUUUCUCUUGGGCUGAAGAGGCUGACCCAGGAACAGCUUAUUCCGACCGCCGUGCCGUCUGUGCACACGCACCUCUCUGCCUGCCCUGCUCCAAAACCGAGAAGCACUAACAUCGGUGCCACCCGCCGCAAGCGAGAGCUGGCUACGAUGUUGACAGCUGGCUCGACGCAGGAGACUGCGGACAGUCUCGGUACGACAGAUGAGCCCUUGCCCACCUCCUCCACUUGUGCCACAGGAACACAAUGUAAUUUGAAGCCCUCUGGAAUGUUGAUGAAAUUAAAACAUAGCCUACUCCAAAACAUAGCCUCUUAGAUUUGCCACGAUUGUCAUAUGUGUGGGUAUGUUUACUGCCUCUGCCAAAGCUGUGCAGGUAAACCUAAAGCCCAAGAUGGUCAGUGUGGGGACUCAAACUACUUUCAGGAUGCAGACCUCCACACCCCUCACUAGUCCUGAACAAUCUGAUGAAGAAGAGGAUCCCUCUGUCAUCAUCAGUGAUGCAUCAUGGGUGCCAGAAGACCAGAUGCCUGACGAGGAUGAGGAGGAAUUGUGUGAGGAGGAGCCAUCUCAAACUUGUCACCCCCACCAAAAGUGAAAUAAUUUAAAACCAACAUACACCAACUUUAAAUUUUCCAACUUUAAAUUUUUUGAGUAUCUGGUAGUUUAAAUGACAAUUCCCCCUACUCCUUUUUUCGUUUAGUGGCAUCGAUAAAUUCAUUGUUUGUAAAGCGGAACUCAUGGCCCUGUUUGACAUCUGCCUGGCCUGUUGUGAGAAGUGUGACAGUACAAUCGUGCAGCAGGGAGGAACAUUCAUCAAAAUAGAGCAGGUAGGUUUUUUUUUAACAAAUUUAGAUUAAAAUCAUUAUUUCUUACUCUGACAAUGUCAUUAUGUUCUGCUUGCUAGAUUUCCUAUGCAGGGUAAUCUCAUGUGUUUUUCCAUUGACACCAGUGGGGGCUGGUGACUUCUUUUUUUAAGGGCGCUCGAUGCGAAGUUCGUCACAACAUGUAUGUAUCCCGUCAUGUGUGUGGUUCGUAAUUUCAAAAUAUGUGUUCUGCGCA
Molecule: messenger RNA, 1922 nt
Organism: Misgurnus anguillicaudatus (oriental weatherfish)
Lineage: Eukaryota; Metazoa; Chordata; Actinopteri; Cypriniformes; Cobitidae
Source: RefSeq, a predicted model, not a curated record